GUCACGUCUUUCAGCUGAUUUUAGACGCAGAUAAACGCGAAGUCUUUGUUUAUAGCUAAAAUGAGGGUCUAUGUCAACUAUGCGUGAAAAUAGUUGUUUACGAUUGUCCACUGUCAUUUUAACCUUCAAAACAUAUUUCUGGGCUCAGCUCACCGCUUAAUUUGGCUUCAAUCCCAAUUUUAUUUAAAAACUAACGUAUUUUUUAACAACAAUUAACUAAACAACUUUUUUUUGAUCUACUUCAAGCCCCUGGUAACAGUGGCCUUCCACUCGAAGCGUUGUUUCUGUUCAGUUGGGCGGUUUUUUGCCGGACUUUCUUUUCCUAGCAAAUCUGGAUGAUAAAUUGGAAAACAUGAUAGCUGCCUCAGACCCAUUGGAGUUCAUUCCCUGUGGUCGGCAGCAAGUUGCUCGUCACCCAGGGCCGGUAGAAACAAUCUCUAAACAUACAGACUUCGAAGACUAUCUGCGAAAUGGUAUGGAAAAGGUGUCCCUUUCCGAAGAUGGGACCAAGGAAUUUUGGAGUUUGAGUAAGGCCAAAGAUGACCAAUUUCUGCCCAUUGUCGACAAUGAAGAAGUGCCCGCACUGAAAUUGAAUAAAACUUGUAAAAGUAACACAUUUUCGUCAGUUUCUAAACACCAGAUGCUUAGUGGUGUCUUAUUGGAAGAAACUACUAGUUUUAAAACGACAGAGAGUAGCCUCUAUCAAAAGAUUACGAGUAAAAGAUCUUUGGAUGCCAGCGUUAGAUUUCCUAAUAAACGAUUCUCUUCUGGAACGAUGGAUAAGAGGAAUGAUUCGAAAUAUAGUGAAGAUUUCAGCAAAAGCCGGGGUAACUCUGUGAGUCCUGAGCCUUCGAGCCCACACACUCCCAUUAAUCGUGUUGCUAUAGAAGAUGAGCUUUAUGUAAAAGGGCAAAUCGCAGUGUGGUCUCGAGGAGUUUUGAGUGAUAAUGAACAUGAUAAUGGAAGGAAGGUGAUAUGUUGCUACUCAAUUCCACUACCGAUAAAACAAGCUUUGUGGGCAACUUUCUAUUGCGAAAGGCCGACUUUUGAGCCGAAUUUAACAGAUUUAUAUUCCAAGAUAGAUAAACCAUGCGGGGUACCAAAUCCUGCAGUAUGUAUUAUAGACUCGCACCAUGUGAGAGUGUUUAUUGUGAAAGGCGAACAUUUUGUAAUACCAAUGCCGUUUCCUAUAGAGAAAGUAUGGAGUUCAAAGUUCGGUAUUUUAAUUGAAAAAGGGCUCGAUAAUGCAAAUUAUAAUGAAAACAGUUCAGCAGAUAAUUCUGGAACUUUAUUCUCAUUAGCCUAUCCUCUUGACGAUGUAUGUCCAGUGGCAGUUUCUCGAAAUUCGGCAAUUACGAAAUUAACCAGUACAAAUUAUAAAGUGGUUUAUACUAGUGAGAAUCCGAGUAUCUGUUUGAUAUUCGAUAAACAGACCAAAGAACACAGCGUUUAUAAAAUUCGCAAAGUGAAAUGCGACGAACGGGAUUAUGGGGACAAUCAGAGUGGUUGUCACAGUGUAGCGUUCAAUUCAAAUCGCCUUAAAAGUAAAUUAUCCAUGUGGGAAAAUCUUAUGACAAGUGGUAGUAUAGUUACUCCUAGUCCUAUUAGCACAAAUAAGCAGGCUUCGAGUGAUAAACAUUUGAAUACUCACAAAUCAAAGUCAUUCAGUUCAAUGGCUACAAUAAGUCGUUGUCAGUCACCUGGAAAUAUGGACAUGGACAGUCCAUGGGUAAAUCAAUCUUCCAAAAAGAGUAUUAUAAAUAGAAGUACAACGCAAAACCCAGAUAGUUUAUUGUCGAAAUCAUACUUCAAUUCUUCAAAAUGUAUGUCUCAUUUAAGAUCGAACCCUAAUAUAUGUUUGGAGUAUUUAUGGACUGAUACUUAUUCAGUACAGGAUACUCUUACAGGUUCGCCCGCUACCACAGUAUUUCUCACGGAAGAUUUCGUUGGCCAGUGGUAUCUGUGCUAUGUAUUACCUUCGCGGUUUCAACUUUCAAUCGUAAAGAUCGACUUUUCAGGCUCACAUAUAAGUUUUGGCGUUUUAACGAGUAUCAGUGCAAAGGAUGCCAUUGAACUUCCGCAAUUACAUAUGUUGGCCAUUUUGGAGCACAAUGGAAACGUUACGCUUUACUCGGGGCUUACUAUGGUAGGAAAAUUGCACAUAAAUGGAACGUUAUUGCAACAUACUCCUAUGCCGCCCGCUGGUAGACAAAACGAGGUAUCACCCUUUCCUCGACGCAGUAGUCUGCUGCCAAUGUCAAGACAAGCGGAACCAAAAUUCGAUGAGCAUCUUUUAUCCCCAGUUUUACCAUCAUAUUCACAAAAUCAAGAGUAUAUUUUACCAGCCGGUGGACAUCCAACGCCAUUGCGAUAUAGAUUUCAAGAUCGUGCAGGAAAGAAAGCCGUUCUUGUGGGCCUUAUAGAUUCCGUUGAAAACCGCUUGACUCUGAAAUACUCCAAUGGAACUUUCUAUAGAAUUACACUGUCCGUUAUUACAUAUUCUGAAUUAAUCGAGUGUUGUCUAGUGGCUCUUAAACAAUGUUUACCUAGAGAUGCUGCUCUGGUUUUAGCGUGUAGGUGGUACUCUGCUCGACACGUAAUUGGUUCUGAGGAUCUAGACACUACUCAGGAAUGGGACAUUUUUACCAGUAUUUUGUUUGAAUUACUUGGUUAUGAAGAUGACCAAAUAUGCGAUAAACCAGAAAUCCCCGCCGUAAAACGACAGAAAACGUCGCCCUCCAGCGCAGUCGAAGAUUGGUCCAAUUUAUUGAGCUCAGAUAUUGAAGUGCGAGACAUUAUUUGUGAAAUGUUUAAUUUACAAGUAUCGCCAAUCGUCGACAAACCGCCCAGUUCGAAUACCUCAAAAAUAUCUGUUAAUCCGAAAGGAAUUUUAUUUCCUCAUCUUCGGAAUAUUCACUUCACUUUGCACCUUCUCUAUGAAGACUUUAAACUCAAUAACUUAUAUGGUCAGUGCGUGCUUCCUUUGGCAAAGCUUUUAAGCCAAAUAUCCAUCAACUUGGGACUAAGAGAUUAUACAUUGCACUAUUGGAAGGAUUUCCCAAAAUAUGUAGCGGUGAAAGGUCCAAAAAUUGACGAAGCUCUAUUCAAAUGUUUUAACGUAUGGCAAGGCAUAAGCGAGAAACCUGUAAGUGUUAUGGCUCAUAUAUACAAAUUGUUAAAAGGCCACAAUUUGUUACCUUAUCCACAUUUCAUGAAUGUAAAUGGAAGAUCUCGGGAUAUUGUUCAAUUAUGUGGGGUUCUUUCCCAAUCAAACCGGGACGGAUCAUCGGAAAUCUUACUCGAUAGUUUCAUAAGGGAACUUGCUCAGCCCAUGCAGGACUCGUCUCACGUAAAGCAUCAGAAAAGCAAUACGGUAGAUUGUAGUCUCAACGAACAGGUUGCUUUACUUAUGGUUGAUAUGAAAAUUGAUACAAAAUAUAUCGAGACGCUCCCAAUCGGCAUAUAUUACUUGUUUUACAAUACUCUAUGGAGAUGUAGAGAGAAUCCUCCAACUGAUUGGCCGUCAGAAGCUUACCGUUUAAUUUGGCGAGAUGAUUUAGUUGCACAAGCUGGGAGAGUUGCAAUGGAGAAUCACAAAGUGUUGAAAGCAAAAAUAGAUUUCUGUUUUCAAUUGCAAGAAACAAUUCCUAAUACUACUAAGGAAAUCCCUCAUAUAGAUGGCAUGGAAGACAUUGAUUGUAACUUAACCAGGAUGAUCUUCCGCGAAGACAUUCGGAUCAUGGAUGCCAGAAAAAUGUUAGAUAGUUCUCAGCCAGUCACGAUAAAUUUAACGCAACGACCAGACGUCUCCGAUCAUGAUUUUAUCGAGGAAGAAGAAAAACAUUUAUAUGGAAUUUGUAUCAGAACAUUGGCUCUGCCUAUGGGAAGGGGCAUGCUAACAUUGCGCACAGCCACUCCAAUUAUAACAGAACCUUUGGCGGCUCCUGUUCUUUGCUUAACUGGCAAAGCUCCUGCCAAAGGAAACACCGUGAAGCUCAGCCACAUUGAUACACCGGCAAAUAUGAAUUUGUGGCCGUUGUUUCAUAAUGGAGUUGCUAACGGCCUUCGAAUAACUCCCGAUGCCCAAAACAUCGAUAGCACAUGGAUUAUUUUCAAUAAACCGAAAAGUGGGGCAGAUGCUCAGAUGGAACAUGCGGGAUUUUUAAUGGCAUUAGGACUCAAUGGACACCUAAAGAACUUAGUGGUAAUGAGUACUUUUGAAUACAUAGAAAAUUCGCAUGAAAUGACCAGCGUUGGAGUAUUAUUGGGACUUUCGGCAGCUUUCCGAGGAACUUGCAAUCACUACCUUUCCACGCUUCUCGCAAUACAUGUAGAAGCGUUAUUACCUCCAACCACUAUGGAACUAGAUAUUUCUCAAAAUUUGCAAGUUGCUGGAUUAUUAGGUUUGGGGCUUUUAUACCAACGCAGCGCACAUAGACACAUGACAGAGGUUUUAUUGGCUGAAAUUGGUAGACCACCAGGACCAGAAAUGGAAAAUAGCGUUGAUAGAGAAUCAUACUCGUUAGCCGCUGGUUUAGCUUUAGGACUGGUGAUGCUAAAGCAUGGCGAUCAACCAAAAGGAAUGUCUGAUUUAAGUGUAUCAGACACGUUGCAUUAUUAUAUGGUCGGCGGUAAUAAACGACCUGUAACAGGAUCACAAAAGGAUAAAUAUAAAACGCCAUCGUUCCAAAUCCGAGAAGGUUCCUCGGUUAAUCUAGAUUUAACCGCUCCUGGGUCUACUUUGGCGCUUGGGUUAAUGUAUCUGGGAACUGGGAAUAAGGCUGUAGCUGAUUGGAUGGCUCCUCCAGCAACUCAAUAUCUUUUGGACUCGGUCAGGCCCGACUUUUUAAUGUUACGGAUUUUAUCCAGAUCUCUUAUAUUGUGGGACCACAUUGAACCAUCAAAGGAAUGGGUAAUUGAUCAAGUGCCAAGCUCAAUUCGUCCUUACUGCAUGGUCACUCCUACAAAUACAGACGACACAGACUAUGAGUCUAUGAAGUAAGUGGACUUUUUAAUUCCAUUUUUUU
Messenger RNA from Dendroctonus ponderosae (mountain pine beetle), 5027 nucleotides. RefSeq names its product anaphase-promoting complex subunit 1-like. Bases 353 to 5002 code for a protein of 1549 amino acids. Gene Ontology annotation, biological process: metaphase/anaphase transition of mitotic cell cycle; protein K11-linked ubiquitination; anaphase-promoting complex-dependent catabolic process. Gene Ontology annotation, molecular function: molecular adaptor activity. Lineage: Eukaryota; Metazoa; Arthropoda; Insecta; Coleoptera; Curculionidae. The transcript has 24 exons. Gene Ontology annotation, cellular component: anaphase-promoting complex. The record is from RefSeq and is a predicted model, not a curated record.